Hyaloscypha bicolor E is the source of this 660-nucleotide messenger RNA. RefSeq lists its product as uncharacterized. The record is from RefSeq and is a predicted model, not a curated record. NCBI's taxonomy places the organism in Eukaryota, Fungi, Ascomycota, Leotiomycetes, Helotiales, Hyaloscyphaceae. The transcript is spliced from 3 exons. Bases 1 to 660 code for a protein of 219 amino acids.
AUGCUCGCAGUCGUGAGCAGACGGGCAGGAGUCUUGGAACAAGAAGGUCGGGCUGUCCAUGACCUCCAAGCAGAACUGGACAUGGUAAGGGCAGCCGCCGAGAGCCAACGGCAAAAGGCGGAACGUGUCGAAUGGCUCGAGGGGGAGCUCGCGGAGGCAGAGAAUAAAGCACUACUCCAGCAAGGGAAGGCAGCUGUUACAGAGCUUACAGCAGAGUUGGCGACGGUCAAGGCAGACGCUGAAAUCUUACAGAAAGAAGCAGAACGAGUUCAUGGCCUGGAGACAGAAUUAAAUGAUUUAAGAACAGUAUUGCAAGCUAUAGGCAAGGCGCAAGAGGAACUGGAGAAGACGAGACAGGACCUAGGAGACUUGAGGCAACUAUCAGGCUCGUAUAUCAAGAAACUGAAAUUAGCAAAAGCCGAUGCUGAAAAGAGGCUAGAAGCCUCUAAGAGUCGAGUGACAGGCCUGGAAGAAGACCUGGAAGUAGCGCGGCAAUCUAUUAAGGAGAGAGAAACAGAGUUACUGGAGAGAGAGAAGAAGAAACUCGAGGCCGAGCAGAAGGAGAUUCAAGCUGCGGUGGCCGAGGCAAAAGCCUCAAGCAGCCAGGAUCUUGGGGAACUCAUGCAGCAGGAAGCGCAUGUCGAUGCCAGUCUCUCAUAG